Messenger RNA from Arabidopsis arenosa, 524 nucleotides. The record is from the annotation of a GenBank genome assembly. Lineage: Eukaryota; Viridiplantae; Streptophyta; Magnoliopsida; Brassicales; Brassicaceae.
AUGAGUCUGAUGAUCUUAUUCCGGGAAAAGUGAAAAUGCUGACCUUACAACAGAGUAGCUUCAUCUCAUUCUGUCCUAACGACAACAAACUCCGAGGUUUUGCUAAUGGCUUCACGGUAAUGUCGAAAAGGAGAGACUUUUCAGAGAAAUCAAACGAAGAACGACCCGUCUUGCGAAUCAAAGUCCCCAACACUAUCCUCGCUCGAUCUGCGAUCGCUGUUCUGGGUUUGGGAUUCAUCGAUGCUGGGUAUAGUGGUGAUUGGUCAAGAAUAAGUGUGAUCUCCAAAGAAACAGAGGAAUUGUUGAAGAUUGCUGCUUUUCUUGUUGUUCCUCUCUGUAUCUUUCUUGCUCUUUCAUUUUCCGAUGAAUCAACUGAUUAGAGGUUCCUUCGUUCCUUCUAUACACUCGAUAUAUAGAUCUUUGUAUCAUGAAUUUGCUUAUGUAAUCUAGGAGCUUGAACAAUACUUGCAAGAGAAAGUGAGUUUUUGUUUACUUUUGAGUAACUUGGAUAGUACAUUGCGUCU